AUGUUUUUAAAAGUUUACAUCAUUUUUGCGAUUAUCGUCCUGGCUUUGGUCUUAUCAACUUCUUCUGCUCCUGUUGACGACAAAGGUGGUUUUGUCGAAAUGAAAUCGCUCAAUUCAACAAAAAUCAAACGUGACGCCAAUCCAAGUUCCGAAUCGCCUGAUGGUGCUUUUUACAAUAUGGCUGAUCUUAAACAAGAAAGAAGCGAUUUUAAUCAAACUAUUGCUGAGCGUGAUGCUGAAAAGCAAUAUCUCGCGAAGC
Molecule: messenger RNA, 259 nt
Organism: Cetraspora pellucida
Lineage: Eukaryota; Fungi; Glomeromycota; Glomeromycetes; Diversisporales; Gigasporaceae
Source: the annotation of a GenBank genome assembly